UGUCAACAAGCCCAGCCAGCUGCGAAUUGAGGUUAUUUUAAUUAUAAAACCAUCCGAAAAACAAAUAUUAGGAAUAAUAAGCUCAUACUAAAUUUUCUAGCCGUGUGCAGCUGUAUUGCAACCUCCACUAAACGUCAAUGUUUUCCUUUUAAGUGGUAGGUUUGUGAGUACACUCAAGUAACAGGGCGGUGCGCGGUCAUCGACCGACCGACCCGAUAUUCUAACAUUGAUCCUGACCGAAUUCCCUGAUUGAGUCCCGAAAGGUACUCGCCCUUCCUGUCUAUCAAGGCAUGUGACACCGGCACACUAUGCAUAAGCGUGAAGAGAACUUUGACCAGAAGAAGUUAGAUUUAGAGGUAUGGCUACAACGUAUGGAAUCACGCCUGGCGGGAAUGGCGCCAGUGGGCCAUACUGCCGACGUCCUGGAGGUACAGUUGAGAGAACAGAAAGGUUUGCAUGCUGAACUGCAUCAAUUCAAGCCCAGAAUUGAAGAGUUCCAGCAGCUGACACAAAGGCUGGUUACAGCACAUCAACAUGAAGACACUAGUCGGUAUAAGAAGGCUGCAGAGUAUAUUAACCAACUUUACCAAAGGCUGGACGCCUGUAUCAUCAAUCGAGGCAAACUGCUCCAUAGUGCUCUAAGUUCACUUCACAAUUUAGACAGGUCACUGGAUAAGUUUUUGGCAUGGCUUAGCGAAGCAGAAUCUGCGCUGGAAACGCUCGAAGGAGAGGGAGACACAAGAAGAGCCACAGUGCACCUGAAAGAGCUGCAGAUAGAUAUAGAUAGACAAGCAGUGACACAUCAGUCUCUGAGACAGAGCAGUUUGGCACUGGUAGGAAGUCUGGCUCCUGAAGAUGCCUUGAUGCUUCAACUGAGGGGGGAUGAAAUGGAAAGACGAUGGCAGGCUUUACGCACCAAAACGUCAGAAUUAAGGAACCGUCUAGAGCAUAACGCAGACUACUGGAACGCUCUUCUAUUGUCCCUCAGAGAACUGACAGAAUGGGUCAUCAGGAAAGACACUGAGCUAGGACUGGCUUCAAGGCAAGAUGAUCACAGAGCAUUUAGGCAGCAACUUGAAGAUAAAAGACCUCUUGUCGAAGCCAGUUUGAGAAGUGCUAGACAGUUUGUAUCUGGAGACCCUUCAGGGGAAUUAGCUAGGAACUUACGAAGAGAGCUAGUGAAGUUGUCUGACAAAUGGAAUGCGUUGGUGGAUAAAAGUGAUGAGCUGGCGACUAGAUUUGAGCAGAAUACUUUAAAACUAAACCAACUAACAACAACUCUGGAAGAAGCCUGCGCAGCUGUCUCUCGCCUAGAACGUGCUACCCUAACGUGGAGCGGCCCUCGGAGCGCAGCUGAAGCCAGGGAACUUCUCGCAGGCCUGCGCGCAUUAGAACAACAGCUGCCGCAGCUUCAAAGGCGACUGGAGGAAGCUAGAGCGCAUGCAGCUGCGCUUGGUGCGGCGUUGCCGCAACAAUCAGCUGCACAGCUGGAAGAUUGUGCGGCGAGGACCAGAGCGUUGCAAGCUGCGAUUAGAGAGAGGAGGGAGGUGCUUACGACGAGUACACAGGGUGAAAUCUCUCCAGGCCCAUCCAGCGUAAAGGCUCCCUGGGAGCGAGCUGUCACCCCUAACAAAGUCCCCUACUACAUAAACCACAGAUUGGAAACGACACAUUGGGACCAUCCCCAAAUGCUCGAAUUGGCAGCCAGCCUGUUGCAACUGAACGAAGUCCGGUUUUCGGCGUAUCGGACAGCGUUGAAGCUUAGAGCCAUACAGAAGAAACUGAGUUUAGAUAUGGUCACUAUUAAUAUGGCAUCGGAGGCGUUUGACUUACAUGGUUUACGAGCCCAAAACGACAAAAUUCUAGACGUAGCAGACAUGGUGCUAGUACUGAGGGCGAUCUACGGAAACGUAGCCGCUGUAGAUACAACAGUAGACGUACCACUUUGCGUUGACUUGGCACUCAACUGGUUACUUAACGUAUACGAUAGUCAAAGAACGGGGCAGAUCAGGGUUCUUAGUUUUAAGGUGGGUUUGACAAUCUUAUCAAAAGCGCACUUAGAAGAAAAGUAUCGCUACCUGUUUCGUCUCAUAGCUGAUCCUGACCAAAAAGCUGAUCAACGUAAGCUAGGACUACUCUUACACGAUGUUCUACAGAUACCUAAACAACUGGGAGAAGUCGCUGCGUUUGGUGGAAGUAACAUUGAGCCUAGCGUCAGGAGUUGUUUGGGAGAAAGCGAAAAUUUGGAGGCGGCUCAUUUUCUUGCUUGGUUGAAACAGGAACCUCAGUCCCUAGUAUGGCUACCAGUCCUUCAUCGCAUUGCCGCCGCAGAAAACGCUCGCCAUCAAGCAAAAUGCAACGCUUGCAAGCAAUUCCCAGUUAUUGGGCUGCGCUAUAGAUGUUUAAAGUGCUUCAACUUUGACAUGUGUCAAACGUGUUUCUUCUCGGGAAAGCUCACAAAAGGCCACAAGUUAAGUCAUCCGAUGCAUGAAUACUGUGCAGCAACCACUUCUGUCGAAGAUGUUAGGGAUUUCACUAAGGCGUUGAAGAAUAAGUUUAAGAGUAAAAGAUACUUUAUGAAACAUCCACGUGUGGGCUACUUACCUGUCAGAUCUGUACUUGAGGGUGAUGAACUCGAAAGCCCUGUAGCGUCACCACAGCAUAACGAUAUGCAUAGUCGUCUGGAAAUAUAUGCUAGUCGGCUGGCAGAGGUGGAAUUGCGUGCAGCAUCCCCGGAAGAAGACGAACACCGGCUGAUCGCCGACUACUGCCAAUCCCUUGACGGAGGUCGUACUGGGAGCCAAGUAGUACCGCCGAGCCCAGGCCAACUGAUGAUGGUCAUUGACGAAGAACAACGCGCCGAGCUGCAGGAGAUGAUCGACGAGCUUGAAGCUGAGAACAGGGCUCUGUUGAGGGAAUACGAGCAGCUGCAAAGAGGAGCUGCGCAGCAGGUUCCAGCGCAGCAGAUUCCUGGACAGAGGGAGCAUCCGAGAGAACAGCAUGAUGUAUUGGCUGAGGCUAGGUUGUUGAGGCAACACAAAGGCCGCUUAGAAGCCCGCAUGCAGAUCCUCGAAGACCACAACAGACAACUGGAAGCACAACUGCAACGUCUCCGUCAAUUAUUAGACGAACCUCCCACUUCCACUUUACAAACUCGAAGUGUAACAGCAUCGCAAUUGAAUCAGGACACACCCGGGAGGAUCAACCAACCGCCACCACCUGCAGAUCAUCGUUAGAAUAUUCUAGUUUUUCGAAAAAAAAAUCAUAUGUCGCACACUAGAAACUCUUCAUAACGUUAAGAAAGAAACGGAUGAGACGUCAUUUAGUGAUUACAGAUCUAAAGUAUCAUCAUAUGAUAUCAAAUCUUCCGUCUAGCAGAUUAGCACAAAGAUUGUCUGUUUCGUGAAGUAGAAGGUCGAUACAUUUGGCCAAUACCGUAAGCACAUAAAAACCGCGAUUCGCACGGUGUUCAAAAUCAUAUCGUGUAAUUUUAGGUCAAUCUUUCCAAUAAUAACGGUAACCAAACAAAGAUCAAUUCCUCCUGUAGAAUCUCCUCCUUUUUUUCUUCUCUUCUUUCUGCCCUCUCCAAGAGCAGUCUUACGGACCACCUUGAUAAAAGAUGUCGCAUUGAUUAAUGUAUGCUACAUACUUGAAAAUUGUUUCUGCUAAUGUCUCAUAGAUGGCGCUAAAAUCUUCAAUCCCUUGUUUACUUCUCCGAUACAUAUUUUAAUUAUGUUUAUGUAGGUGAAAUACCUUAAGCAAUGCCUGUUUUACAUUGACAAAUUUUAAACGUAUUAACCCAUUUGAUCCCAAGACAACUUUUUUUUAAAAACAACCAUUUUUUCCUAUUUCUAGGUUCAUUUCACUGUCAUAAUUUAGUAAACACUGUAAAUUUAAUUUUUUUUGUCAUAUUUUUUGAAAAAAAUUGGUGUACUCAUUUGAGUAAAAUGGGCGUUUGAAGUUUUUAUUGAAAUAACUAUAAUAAAAAAAAACGCAAAUUUAUUAGAACAAAUGAUACAAGAUUUAUAAACUAGUCUGCCGUGUGAUAUUUUAUAAAGCACUCUCGCUCAAUGCAUAAGGUAAUAUUGCAUUUUAUACACCUCCAUCGGCUUCUUAGAUGACACUUACGACAUCUUAGCUGCUUUUCUAGCUUUCCGGGAUAGUGUCCACCUUCACUACGUAAAAUACUUGUUUCUACAGUUCCGAGUUGUCUUUUUGUGAAUGAUGAUUUGGGAUAACACCUGAGGUAGUGACGUGUAAUAGUUCGAAGAAACAUAAGUAAGUCCAUUUUUUUGUCAUCCACUAGCAAAUGAAGCCUCCAUGCAUUCACCACUGACACAUUUAGUGUGUGAGUAAAUAUGGUCCACCACCAUUUUUUACCUUGGAUAGAUAUUCGGUAAUUAUUGACACCUUGGUCCAAAAGAUCUACCCCUCCCAUUGAUGCAUUGUAAGUGGCAAAUACUUUUGGUUGGGGGACAUCAAUUUUUUGUUUUUCUUCUGAUGACGAUCGUUUCACUUUGGAAAGCGGUGCCACAGUGUCAACGUUGAAAAUCAUAGUAACAGUGUUAUUGUCCUUCCACCUAGCUAGCAGAAGGGAAUUAUUUUCGUCAUAAAUUUCUUGGAAAUAUCCUCUAUCCUUUUUCUUCCACAAUUUGGUUUCUAUGAAAGGACACUUUUUGGUCCUGUUAUCACGAAUCGUGCCCGUCGCUCUAAAUCCCUUAUCUCGCAAAGAUGUCAGCAAGUCGUGACUGCUGAAAUAGUUGUCGAAGUAAACAAUGUGGUCUGAUGGAGUCUUAACACAUUCCAUAAGUCCUAAUACAACUUUUGAGCCUAAUGGAAGUUUACUUGUCAACGCAUUAUCUUGAUUUUUCUUGGCACCACAGUAAGUUUCAAAUUUGUAGCAACAUCCAGUGGAACUGCAUAACAUCCAAUCUUUGAAACCAAAGCGGACAGGCUUUCCUUUUAUAAACUGCUUUGAUGGAUGAUGUCCAAAAUAUUUUAUCAUGGCCUCGUCAGUAGAUAAAUUUUGGUGGAAAAUACCCCAUUGUUGAAAAUUCUGAUUCAAUUUACCUAUAAGGGGUCGCAAUUUAUACAUCCUAGCUUCUUUGUCAAGCUUCGAGUUAUCGACAAGAUGAAGAUAUUUUUCUAUUUCAUAGAACCGGUUUCUGGACAUCGAAUUGAAUAUAAUGGACACAGAAACAUCUUCGUCCAAGCUCCAGUACAUGCGUUCUCUUGGAAGCCUGUGGUAACCACUAAAAAGUAGAACUGGAAUGAAUAUUUUUAUAUCAUCUUUAUCAACGGUAAACGUUUGGUUAUUUUUUUGCCUGGCAUACAAAAUCGACUGUUCUUGUAUCAGUUCAAUAAUAUAUUCAUCAAAAAGUUUCUCAAAAAUUUCAACCACUUUGCUCCACAUUUUGACAUUAUAUUCAGUAAUUUUUAAUAAAUAUCUUAUCAAAUAUCCUAAAUAAAGUAUUUAAAUCAAUAUUAGAGAUGUAAGAAUACGUGUUUACCUAAUUUAAAGAUAAGAUAUAGACCCAGGUUUAAAUUAUGUACAUUUGAAAUCUGGUGCAAAGUAGGCCAUACGAUGGGUUUACUUUGCACCACUUCAUUUAGGAUUGGUUUUUCUAUAGUAAAAUUUAUGUGGGGCAAAGAAACACCACUCCAUUAUCAAAUUUAAGAACGUGCGAUUCUUUUGGUGUAGGAAUUUUCAAUUUUUGAGGCGAUUUAGUCAAAUAAUCAACACAUUUUAAGAUCGUAGUUUGGUCAUUUGCUUAGGUGCAUUUAUUGCACCAAGUAUUUUGUCCCAACUAUACCAAAUUUCACCGCCUUUUUUCGGCCAUUUCCAAAACUUCAGUGACUUGACCAUCGCGUUAAUCUUAACCAUUUCGCCCUCAAUUUCGGUAAUGACUCCAGGAUAAGGCUUGCCAUCAUACAAGACUAAAGCAUACUCGCCAACUGACUUCUGGAUAUCUUUUAGACCAGAUUCUUGAAUUUUUUCAGCCGCAGAUUUAGCAAAAUAACCAGAUUCAAGUUUUUUAUUAAAUUCAAUUUCCUCCUCCAUGUCUUGUAUCUCAUCAACUUCAUCAUCUGAAUCUCCAAGUUCUGGAAGUUUAUCUGACUCCUCGUCUUCAGAAACUUCAUUCGCCCUUUGUUUUUGAGAGUGUUUGGAUAUUGGAGCUGUAACUAUUCCCGAAGUCCCAGGUAAAUCAGCAGAACCGAUUUCGCCGUGAGCAAUGCUUUUUCCGGCUGGAAUUGUUAUUUUUUUCUUCCUUCCCCGAACUUGAAACUGAGUAGCCUCUGUCCUUUUAUUUUCCAAAGAUUCAAGAAACAAUUUUUCUAUUUCAGAUACAUUCUCUCUAUUGACGACACUGUUAUGUUUGUUAUGUAAUCGUUCUAAUAAGGGACCUACAUCACAAGGAACGAUUCCACAUUUUCUGAAUCCUGAAAUUAAAUUUGAAGCACUAUUUUCAGAAAUUUUCUCCAUCAGUCGUCUGAGAAGUGUCGGAAAGUGUUGUUUUUCGAGCACAUUUGACCUGCUUCCAACGAGGGAUUCUUUAUAAUCUGAUAAAAUUUCACGCCAUGCCUUUUUCAAUGGAGCGAAGAAUGCCACAUCUAAGGGUUGUGUUACAUGAGUGCUAUUUGGCGGCAAGCAUACAAAUUGAAUAUCAUGGUCCUUACAAGCUGCUAACACAUCAACAUUCAAAUGGGAAGAUAAAUUAUCGCCGAUAAUAACCUUUUUACCUUCGAUUUUUGUCAAUGUUGGUAAUAACAGCUGAAAAAACCAAUCAGAAAAUGUUUCUGACUCAAACCACCCAGAUGCUGUGUUGGCGUAGCGAGUACCAGGUGGGCCAUUAUUUGUCCACGUGUCCCAUAAAUGUUUUGAUUUGUAUACCACAUAAGGUGGUAGAACCUCACCUGCUGCAUUUCCUGCAAUCAUUAGGGAUAUACAACUUUUUGAUGAAUUAACUAUCCUUUCUGGGUAUUUCAUGCCUGUUUGUUUAAAACUUUUUUUUGACCAGGAUUGUCUGUUAAAUUGGUCUCAUCAUAGUUGAAAAUUGCAUUUGGUGGAACCCCCUCCAAGGUUUGCUUCAAGUUUUCUAUAUAAUCCUGCAUUUGCUAACCACUGAGAGCUGCUCUGCUCCGCUUAAUGUUGGUGGCAAACCUUACUGUUAGGUCCUUAUGCCUCUUCA
This is a messenger RNA of Acanthoscelides obtectus, 7190 nucleotides long. The record is from the annotation of a GenBank genome assembly. Lineage: Eukaryota; Metazoa; Arthropoda; Insecta; Coleoptera; Chrysomelidae.